AAAAUAAGGGAGGAUGUGAGUGAGAGAAAGAGGAGCGGUGAGUGUGGUGAAGCAAGUGAGGGAGAGUGAGGAAAAAGAGUUUGAGUGAAGUAAACGAGAAAUAGCGUGGAACUGCGUCGCACUGGUACACACAGCUUUGGCUUUUGGCAAUGGUUUGCGGAGGAUUUGCCUGUUCUAAAAAUGCAUUGGCAGCGCUUAAUAUUCUUUACAUUUUGGUAGCAUUCAUUUUGAUUGGUGUAGCAGCUUAUGGAAGAGCAUCUGCUGUGGUUACCAGCUUGACGUUGGUUGGUAGUAUCAUAGCAUGUGGAGUUUUCCUGUUUCUCAUUGCAAUCAUUGGCUUUAUCGGAGCUCUACGGCAUCACCAAGUCCUGCUUUUCUUUUACAUGAUCAUUUUGUUUCUUCUGUUCCUCAUCCAGUUUUCUCUAGCUUGUGCAUGUCUCGCUAUGAACGAUGCUCAGAAAGACUCUCUUGCAAUUAGGGGAUGGAAGCUUGCUGGUAACAAGACUCGCUACGAUGUGCAGUAUGUGUUUAACUGUUGUGGACUCCAGGAAGUAAAUGCACCAGUUUUAUUGAACACAGGACACCCCGUGUGUAGUGGAAUUCCCUGUUGUGAAAAUAACAGUGAAUGCUGCACUGGAAAAUCUUCAAACUUAACAUGUCCGUGCCAGCCAUGUCUACCUAAACUAAAAGACCGUAUACAUCAAGCCUUCACUGUGACCGGUGCAAUAGGAUUGUUCUUUAGCUUUACUGAGAUACUGGGUGUUUGGAUUACGGUGCGAUACCGUAACCAGAAAGACCCUAGAGCAAACCCCAAUGCGUUUCUUUAAUGGUUACCACUUGUGUUAUCAUUAGAUUAUUGGUGUUUGGUUGGCACUGCGAUAUCGGAACCAGAAAGAUCCGAGGGCAAAUCCAAGUGCAUUCCUAUAGCCAUGGAAUGUUAAAUGUUACUUUGAACAUUACUCUGUCUCCCUUUCUUCCUCCUCUCAGUUUUUUUUCUUCUUUAUUUUAUAUUUCUUUCUCAUUUUUUUAAACAUUUCCUCGUCAAUUUCUUCUUUCUCCCAGCAAUAUUCUCUACAUUUUCCUGGUGUGGAGACUAUUAGCAACAACAAUAAUAACAACAUAAAAAUCAAUGAGGAUAUAACAUCACACAUACUGUAUACACACAGUUUUGAUACUGUAUUUGGGUUACUCUUUCUCUCUCUCUCUCUCUCUCUUUUUCAACUGAAACAAAAUGAAGUCUAAGAGUCUACAUUAAAUGUCUCCUAUAUAGUUUGGUUGUAUCUAUACGACAGAGGCAGUUUUGACAGGUGCUUCAAAUUGUUUUCGCAAAACAUUUUCCACCUGUUAUUUGUUGAUAACAAACAUAUUGAUAGAGAAUACAAACAACUCCUAUAUGAAUUCCCCUCCCUGUUGCUGUGUGUUGGUUCUGUAUUUGAAUGUAUGAGCAUGUAUAUGUGUCUUGUUACGGUGAUUUUGUUUUCUGUGUGUAUUUGUAUGUAGUUAUUACAUUUGCUUGACUUUGUAUGAAUGCGUGAGCUUGUGGUUAUAUUAUCCUAUAUUGCUUUUAUAUAAGUAUUGUGGUUUAUAAAAGUAUUGUGGUUAUUAUCCUACAUUGUUUUUACAUAAGUAUUGAGGUAUCACUGUUGACUUAGAUCAGUUUCGUGUAUAGUAUGUACAUACGUGUGUUAAAAUGGGAUUUGAGGAGAAAAAAUAUAAGUGGUGAUUUUAACCUUACUUCAGUAUUUUCUAGUUUUAAAAAACAAUAGUCAAUUACCAAUUUAUGUAAUUAAUACAUAUAUAAUCAGUAGUUUAACUGUAUUGAUGUUUCCUAUACACACAAUUGAAGUAGCAUUAAGUACUUUCAGGGUUUUCUUUAACUAUAUCCAUUCACUGUAGAGGUCAGCUUUGUAGUGCAUCUAUAACUAUGCUCGACUACAGCUUAUACUCAGAGGUGGGGGUCAUGGGGUCUGCACCUAAAAAGAUCUUCCACAAGGUGGAGGCCAAGAUAAUGUCUUUAUUUUUUUUGAAGACUAACUGUUGCCCUUGCAUGCAGUUUACCUUCUCCAUACUUGCAUAGUUAUCCAAGGGAAAGAGACACAGAUGAUACAUUUUCAUACUUGUGUUGUUGUGGUCAGAAUGCAAAGAACCAGAAUAGAUACUGCAAGGCGUCCCAUCUGAAGCUCCAACAAACCACCACCCUGGGUAGGUAACCUUAUAUCAAAACAAUAAAUCAUUAUGAAUAAGCAAACAAAAGUUAGGUGUGAAAAUUUAAAGCAUUAUCUCUAUGUUUUCCAUUUUAAAUUUUUAUGAAAACGACAACAAAAAAAUACCCUGAAAUUUUUUUUAGUAAUUUAUUACUGGUAGUAUUAGUAGUUGUAGUAUUCUUUGAGGUUGAUUUAGUCAGCUAAUACUCUUCUCAAUAAAUUUCUGGUUCUGGCUUGUAUUAAAAUUCAGUAUCGUUGUUAUAACUGGCUGUUUUUUUGCCCUUCAUCUUCCCAAGGGUCUGUAAAAUAGAGAAUAAGUCAAGUAUUUAGGUCAAUGUAAUCAACUAUUGUAUCCUGUCCCAUUCUCUCUUCCCCCCCACCCGCCAACUGAUAGAAAUUAUCAUAACUGUUGUUAUUAUUUUUAGGGCAGUGGAUUGGACUUGCAGUUUUUCUCACAGCUCUACAUUUUGAAUUCAAAUCCCACCUGAAUUCAUUUUGCCCUUCUUCCCUCUUCAGAUCAAUAGAAUCAACUGACCUUACUCCAGUUUUCUGUAUACCUAUGUAUGUAAUUAUUUUAUUGACCCUGGGACAAAUGAAAAAAAAAAGUAAAUGCUUUGAGGAUCCACUUCACCGUUCGUCCUUCAGUGGUCAACCUAACUGAUUACAAUUUCCCCUCAAAAGUGUGGCCUUGUGCUAGUUUUAGAAAUCAGUAUUAUUUGAGUUCAGAUCUUACUGAGCACUAUUUUACUUUUCAUCCUUCCUGGGUUUGAAAGAAAAAAAAGUACCAGUCAAAUACUGGGGUUGAUUUAAUCAACUUACUCCUCCCCACCAAGAUUUCAGGCCUUCUGCUUUUAUUAGCAUUAAUCAUUAUUAUCUUUAUUAUCUUUAUUAUUAUUUAGUGUGAUAAAGUGAUAACAAAGCCAAUGAAGUUUGACUGAGGUAUUGUUAUUGCUAGAUGAACAUUAUUAUCAGUCGUCUUCUUCUUC
Octopus sinensis (East Asian common octopus) is the source of this 3190-nucleotide messenger RNA. RefSeq names its product tetraspanin-13. NCBI's taxonomy places the organism in Eukaryota, Metazoa, Mollusca, Cephalopoda, Octopoda, Octopodidae. The transcript is spliced from 6 exons. The record is from RefSeq and is a predicted model, not a curated record. Gene Ontology annotation, cellular component: membrane. The coding region runs from base 150 to 827 and encodes 225 amino acids.